AUGAGCCUUCCUAUAUACAUUUAUUUCGAACGCAUGGGAGCAUACGUCCUAUACACUGUAAGAAGCUACGAUGUAAACCUAGGAAAUUGUCGAUAUAUGAUAGUCCGUUUGGAUAAUCAAGAUGGAAUUUUGUUGUUCUCGGGUGUCUUUAUGGGCUACGCCUCUGGAAGAAAUUUAAAUUCAUCUGGUCUCGUCGAGAGCCCGACUUCAUUUGCCUCCCCAUCCAUUAAUGGAAUUUUCCGCGAAGAGAAUAAUGGAGAACUUAUCCUCGUCGGCUAUAUUACUCGCAAAAACUAUCAAUUACUCUAUAGGUUCAGUUGUCUUGAAUGUGAUAUGCUAUUCAGCUACUCGAGCUUUUUGAAUAUUCAUUCAAGAGUACAUACUAGGGAUAGGCCGUAUGGCUGUACAUUUUCAGAGUGCAAUAGUUCUUUCACAACGAAUGGUAACAGAAUUCGUCACGAAAGACGUUUCCACCG
Acaulospora morrowiae is the source of this 476-nucleotide messenger RNA. The record is from the annotation of a GenBank genome assembly. NCBI's taxonomy places the organism in Eukaryota, Fungi, Glomeromycota, Glomeromycetes, Diversisporales, Acaulosporaceae.